Daldinia decipiens is the source of this 1785-nucleotide messenger RNA. RefSeq lists its product as uncharacterized. The transcript has a single exon. The coding region runs from base 337 to 1680 and encodes 447 amino acids. NCBI's taxonomy places the organism in Eukaryota, Fungi, Ascomycota, Sordariomycetes, Xylariales, Hypoxylaceae. The record is from RefSeq and is a predicted model, not a curated record.
CGAGUAUAGCCCCUCCCCCUUAUCUGCCCCCCCAACUGACUUGACUUGGCCCGAAUCCCGACGACUAUAUCCGUAACUUAGACAUCAUCAAAUGAGAAGAGUUAUUCAGCCUCAACGAGACUUCAGCUUACUAUCUCCAUCCUGUUUACAUGUCAGCAUCAACACAAAUACCAAGAGUCUUUAUAUGAUAUCCGUUAGAGGCCAAAGGUAUGCUAUUAGUAGCGCUCAAUUGGCUAUUCCUAUAGAAGCAGCUUGAGACAGUCCAACUGUUUAGGAGGAAGGAAAAGGAUAAUUAUCCCGUUUGGAAGUAUAACUUGGAGUUUUCUGUCAAUCGAGAUGGAUCGUAUACCACCAGAGAUCCUUUUACAUGUCUUCGAGUUCCUCGAUGACUUGGCUCCGUCGCAAGUGCGGCUUCGCGAGCAACCGAGCGACGACAUGCUGGAUACUAUGUCUUUAUAUUCGCAAUCGCUCAAGACUGUGUCCUUCGUUUGCAGGACUUGGCGAUCUCUUGUGCUUCCUAGCCUAUUCCGUCAUAUCUUAUGGAGACCCAAGAUAUCCUCGCUCAGCGCUUUCACAUUGAACCCGAUACCACUUCUACGCUUUCUGGAAGAUAAUCGGCUGGACCGCAGCGUUGCGACUUUUACUAUGAUCGUCGACUUCGUAGAUAGAGAUGCUAGUGCCAAGCAAAUCACUCCUGAGAUACGCUCUGUUGAUCUGGAAUGGUUAUGGGACCAGUUGUUCUCCGUCAUCGACCCUCUAAGGUUCACCAUCAUUACUCCUCCUAAUACUCUCGCUUCGUUCUUAUCCCGUAUGCUCUUCUUAGACGACGCCUGGUCGUUUAGCAUUCCGUAUCAUAUUCUUUCACUUGCCCGAACUACUAGAGAUUCACGUGGCAAGUCGAGUACGCAUACAGAAUCAUCUAACUCGGAUACUCAUCCCUCUUCGUCACAGCACCAUCCUUCUACGUCAACGACCCAGGUAGCUUCAGCAGGCCCCCCCGCCACCUCGUGUUCGAUCCGCUAUAGAAGACCACCGCCGUGUCCGCUUUUCACCGUUCGUCCUUGGACCUCGCUACUCCUGAAUGAAGGAUCGUCUACUAGGGUUUAUCGAACAUAUGAGUUCUUUCUGCGGCGACCACCGUCCAUGCUUGGGGCCCUCCUUGGAUGCGAGGAACACCCUAACGACACCCCGCUUAUACCGCCUACUAUCGUUGACUUCAAUUACAUCGCCAUAUUUCCGUUAUCAUCUCACUUUGAGAUCCUACUCCAGAACCUACCCAAGCUUGACCGUCUCUUUGUGCAGUUGACCCCCGGGCCUGAAAACCGGAUCUUAGAGGCAGAAGAUGAAAUGAAGCACAUAGACCCGGCAGACCUCUGGAUGGAGCGCAAUACAGCAUACAGCUCCCUGAUGCGCGAGCUUACCUUUGCCGCCGACCCCGUAGUGUACCCAAGAAACUGGGCAUCGCUACGAGUUUUCGAGAGCGGCGACGCGGCAGACCACGAAGCCUGGGAUAUGGCGGUACAAUUCAUCGAGCGCAGUGGCGCUAAAGGCUGGAAGGUAGAACGGCCAGGCGUUUUUGUCAAGGAGGACGAAGAGGGAAAUUGCCCCAAUACAGACCGGGAGGUUGAUGGUCAUGUCGGACCACCAACUUCCUUGGGAGAACCAGUUUUGUCAGUAUAAUUGUUUUCCUUCAUCUCUUAUGAUUUUCAUCCUUGAGUACAUAGCGUAUCUGCCAAGAGACAAUCAGGCUUCGUAGACACAAAUAAGUAUGGAUAUAUAUAGUCU